Molecule: messenger RNA, 1104 nt
Organism: Plasmodium berghei ANKA
Lineage: Eukaryota; Apicomplexa; Aconoidasida; Haemosporida; Plasmodiidae
Product: conserved Plasmodium protein, unknown function
Exons: 1
Coding region: 1-1104 (367 amino acids)
Source: RefSeq, a predicted model, not a curated record
AUGCAAGUAGAGAAACGAAUUGACAGCCGGAACUUCGAUUUUGUAUUGCCUGUGCAUGUAGAUAUUGACCAAAUAAACGAAGUAAACAAGACUUGUAAAUAUAUUAGUGGGAAUAUAAAUCCUGAAAUAUACACUAAAAAUACGAAUAAUAAAAUAACGAAAAUAAUAGGUGGUGAAUACAACUAUGAAAUAGUAAAUGAGCAUCCUAAAGAGAAUGGAGAGGAAGUUAUAAAAAAAAAAGUAAUAAUUGGAAAUGGAUCGAGUAGUAUUGUAUGUACUACUCUAAUAGGGCCAACAGCAAACAAUAUAAUGUUUAGUAAAGGUAUAGAAUUCACACAAUUAAAUAUUCGCAUUAAAAAUAUGCAAGGUUAUAGAAAUGAGAGAGAAAAAAUAUUUGAAGAAAUUGUUGUAAAAAAUUUUGAGCAAGUAAUAGACCAUGGUCUAUAUAAGUUUCAACAGUUUAAUAUAAAAGUACAGAUUUUACAAGAAACAUCAUAUAUAUUAUCAAGUAUAAUAAAUUCAAUAACUUUAAACUUUAUUUGUAACAAUAUAAGUAUGAAUUAUGUAAUAAAUUCGGUUAAUAUUGGUAUUAUUGAUAAAGAAAAGUAUAUAAAUUUUUUGGAAAAAAAAUAUGCCGUUUCGUCUUUAUUACCAGAAGCAGCAAUAAAACUUCAAAACCAAGUUAAUAUUAGUAAAGUAUGUUCUGAUAAUAAAUAUGAUAACACAUUUAUUAAUCAUGAAUCUGACGAAAAAAAUAAUAAGCCUAUGUAUGAGCAUGAAAUAAUAUACAAUUCACUAAAAAAUUCAUUAUUUUAUGAACAUAAUAAUAAUAGAUAUAUUCCUAAAAUAAUAUUAGACCCUCUUGACAAAGAAAUAGAACUUUAUUGUAGUAGUGCAUUUUGUUUUAUCAUAGCUCCAGAUUUUAACAAAAUUUUAUCAAACAUAUUAAUAAAAAGUAAUAUAGGAAUUUCCAAUGAUAUUUUUAAAAUAUCAAAAUAUUACGCUUGUAAAUUUUCACACAUUUUGCAUGAACAUGUCAGAAAAAGUUUCAAUGAACAUUUAGCACGUCUCGAAACGACACUUUCUACCAAUUAUUUCUUUUGA